AUGGAAGGAAUAGCAGAAGACAAACUUAUGGCGCUCAAGAGGGGAAUUGAGGUCAGCUGGGAACUGAUUACAUCUGCAGGUAGUCUUAUACAGACAUUUGGUACUUUUUUGAUUACAGCCUGUUGGAAAAUACUGAAACGAAAGAAUGGUCUCCUCUUUAGACGUACAUUUUCACAAGUUAGAUCUGCUCCCUAUACUUCUGGCUCAUGUGGCCUGAUGCUGUUGCUGCUCUUUGUCUCCACUACUCUUUUAGCCCUUUCGGCUGAAGGCGUUGGAAAUUACCGUCGGUCGAAGAACAAAAACAAGACGAAUCUGUUUACUGAUGUUUAUGAGGUAAUGAAGCAUCGAAAACCGCAUAAUUCUAUUGACUUUGCUGCCUAUAAAGACUGGCCGGCGAGCUAUUUACACUACAACCCAGGAUUCACUAGAGACUUUCUGAUUCCAGGAUUCAAUCUAAGCGAUUUUUUUACCUUUUACGCUCAUAUUAUGCAAGAAAAUCUUUCGGAUGUUUUACCAAUACUCAACACAGAAACGUUUCUUUCUAAGAGAUUAUGGUUUGAAAGAGUUAUGCUAAAGAGAAAUGAAACAAGCUCUACUACGAGGAGUUUGUUGAAUGCUGGCAAAAAUUCAUUAAUGAGAGAAUAUAUGAAAAUGAAAACAACCGUGAAAUAA
Molecule: messenger RNA, 672 nt
Organism: Protopolystoma xenopodis
Lineage: Eukaryota; Metazoa; Platyhelminthes; Monogenea; Polystomatidea; Polystomatidae
Source: the annotation of a GenBank genome assembly